AUAAUCUAAUCAAUCUAAUCUAGAUUCUAGAUGACGAGAUCUAGAAAUCAAGUAGAGGCAGAGCGAGAUUUAUAUUUUAAGACAUUAAGUAGAUUAAGAUUUAAAUUCGGUAAUCAUUCGACGGUUGGGUCCCCGCUGAAAAAUGCUACGCAAGUGGCAACAUCCUGUCUAUCCUCACUGUGUCUAGAGUUUGUAGACAAAAUCAAUGAGAAAUAAUACUUGGUAAUGGGAAAUGGUUGAAGAAGUUUAUAAGAAAAUGGAAUAUUCAGAUGAGUUGGAGAACAAUGAAAACAUUAAGAGCACUUCAAAGCCUGGUCACUUCCCUUUACCCUGUUUGUCCAGUGGCAAUCGACGCUGCAUGGAUGGCAGCUGUAUUGCUAGUGUUGAUUUGUGUCCUGAAGAGCUAGAGUUGAAUAAAAGUACAAUAGUCAUAAUGCUGGUAAUAGGUUUGACAGUUCUAUUUUGUUUGUUAAUUCUUUAUUGUUAUAAGCAAAGAUCUCAAAGAAGGCGCCAGGAAACUAAUAACAAUCAACAUGUUGUUACUGAGAAUGAAGAUAACAUUUCCCUCAACAUUCCUCCACCUAAUUAUGAUGAAGUUGUCAGCAGUAAUCUAUAUCCUGUGACACCUGUGUUCCAAAGAUCUAUGAGAACAUCAUAUGGUGAGGAGCCAAGGACCCCACCCCCAAAUUAUGAUGCUGCUCUCGACAUUCUUGCUCACUCCAGUGAAACAUUAAUGUCCAGCAAAACCCAGCCUAUCAAUCCUGUAGUUCGAAGAUCAAUUUCCACAGAGUUCAACAAUGCUGGCAGAUCCCUGAGGUCAGCAGAACUGGAUUUCCGCAGAGUGUAUUCAAACCCGGACCAAAGAUAAAAUAGUUUGUGCCUUGAAAAUGUUUCCCUAGUCUAUUGAAAUGUUAACUACUAAAAAAAUCUGUUGAAUGUUAUUCACAACAUGAUAUGAAAUUUUGUAAUUGAUUCUACUUCAUGAAAAUGUUUUUUCCAAUCAACUGCAUUUAAAUGCUAAUCUAUGCAUUUUAUUAUUUAUUUUGUUUUUUAAGAUUUUUUUUACAUUGUAAAAAAUUGUUAUUCAUUAAAUUAUUAUUAUGCUAAUGUUAAUAAUUAUUGUUGUUUUACUGUAACAUGUUAAAAUGCAAUAUUGAUGGUCACGCAAUUAUUUAAUAAAAGAAAAACUUUCAGUUUUUACUAAAUUGCCUGAGUAGAAGUUUAUGGUUUUUAGGUUUGGAAAGAAGAGGAAGGCUUAGAAAAUAUAGCAAUCCAUGAACUGUUUAGGAGCUUUCAUAACACUAGCAACUAUGAGGUUACAUUCUAGGUACUGAAAGCAUACAUAACACAUUUAUUCUAAUGACAAGAUUGUUGCAUAUACCACAUGAAUCAUCAUUAAAUUCCACUUGUGAGAGCCUGAAUCAACAUGAUAGCUUUUAAGAAAUUGAUUACUGUCAAUGUUUUCGUGUGGUUAAGCUUAUUUGACCAAAUCUUUGUAUGCCACUUACAUAGAAAAACAAAAGGAAAUUUUAAACUCGUCUCUAAUAUAUUAUCUCAACAGUCUAAUUCACAAAGGUCAUUUUCAACCUGUUUUUACAUUGUUUAUGAAAUUUUUACCACAAUGUUUUAACAAGAUGUUGAUUACAAAUAUUUUAUCUCUUUUGUUGUAUGACCUAAGUAUGUUGUUUGAACUUGUGCUGUGAAUAGUUUAAACUGUCUACAAGUGUUGGUGAUGUGUUAAAUAGACCAGUCAAUGUCUCACAAUAGAUCUGUAUGCCUUAAUAUAAUAUCUCAAAUUAAAAAUGUCAGUAACACAUUAUUAUCAUGAGAAAGGCUUUUAGCUAAACCUGCAAUAUUUCAAAUAAGAACAAAAUAACAUUAAAAUGUAGUGUCAGCUUUCUGAUAUUCUGCUACACUUCAGUUUGCUCACAACUUAAGGAUUUUUUGUUACUUUUACAACCAACAUUUUGUAAAGAAGCAUUUCUAAAGAGGGAGCUUUUUUAAUCAAACACUUCCACAUUGUAUUUCCAUGGCAUUCCUUUGAAAAAAAGAAUUUCAUUACCUUCAUAGUUUUAUUCUGAUCCACUAUUGUGCAUUAAGUUUAUUUUUCUUUAAACAAAAUUAUUAUUUUUUCACUUUCAAUUUUAUUCAUUCAUUCCAUUUACACAGAUAUAUUAUAGACCAGCACUGAACCUCCUCAAAAUGACUGAUUUUGUGGUGGACAUAAUGAUAUAUAUAUAAUUAGAUAUUCUUUAGUGCUUAGUGCUGUUCCUUUUUUACAAGUACAGGAUAGGACUUAGGGAUGAUGGGAUGAAUAAAAUACAGUAUUUUAUUUUUUUAUUAUCUGAUGAGAAAAUGCAUGGCCAGAAGCUUAUAUGUAAGAAAUUAUCUUUUUUUAAAAAUAUAUGUAAGAAAUUAUCUUUUUUUAAAGUUGCAAAUACGCAUUUGUAAAAAGUUAAUUCAGAAAUUUUUCUAAGAAUUGGCUGUAAAUGUUUUAAAUUUAUUUAUAUUAUUAGUAUAAUUAUUUAUUUUUUUUUGCAUAAUUUAAAAGUGAUCAAUUAUAAAAUAGUUUGUUACUGUCACAAUUGUAUUGAUGCAAUCAAGAGCUUGUUAUACGGUGUGAUCAAAAAAGAAUGCACCAAAACCAUUGCACUAUAUUUCAUAAAUUAAAAAAAAACUAUUGAUUCCUAGCUAGACACAGUUGUUGUAUUUAUGACAUUGUACAUAAUUCCAAGUUUUUAUUUCAUGCUUUACAAUUGCUCAAUGUGACCACAAACAUCAUCAAGCUAAUAUGAAAAUUCCUCUCAAACGUGCUUCAGGAUGCACACUAUAGAAUGAUAUUUACUGGCAAUGGUGGAACAAAAACUUUGUCUUGAACAUACCCCAUUGGGAAAAAGUUGCACACAGUGAGGUCAGGGGGCCUGGCAGGGCAAGUGCUGGAAACAAGGUCAAAUCGACCUCUUUUGAGGAAUCAUUUCGAAGGUGAAUAAAUGACAUCCAGUUAAACAAAGAUAACUCCUAUAUCAAAUGACCACUAAUUCAGUCCAUUACAAUGCUUUUGAAAUAAAUAAAUGCUUGAUGAUUUUGGCACAUUCUUUUUAAAUAAACCUGUACUUUGACAUAAUUAAGGCUGUUUUGCAUUUGUUAAGCAAUUGCUCAUUUCACUUUGGAUGUUUUCAUUUUUUUUUAUCCUGAUGUAUGUGAUUAUACUAUAUCCUUUAAAUGAAAAUUGUAUUACCUGAAUGUAAGAUAAGGUCAUUGAUUUUUUUUCAAUUAACAAUUUCUGAUGUUACUUUGUGAACAAGUAUGCUGGUGAUUUAAAGAAUGCACUGUGUACAGUUAUGACCAGGUUAUCUAACUAAUGGCAAACAUUCCUACUUUAAAAUGUCCAUUAAUAUCUUUAAAUCAUAGUUCAAUCUUAUCCACAACAGGGAUGUUUGGCUGAGGGAAAAAAUGCUAUCAAGGGGUCACGAUUUCAGAACCCAACUCAAGCAGAGCUGUGUUUGCUGAGUGCCUAAAGAUAGCAUGUCCACAAAAGAAAUUCGUACUGAUAAUACUAUGAGUAUGAAAGUUGGACUAUACAAUUGUGAUUUUAAAAAUAGCCUAAAAUCUUGUCAGCUUUCUAGACUUUGAUAAUGUUUAUCUUGUUUUCUCUAGAAAAAAACUAAUGAUAAUGCUGGACAUUUAUUUUAUAGUUCUAAACACAUUGAAGCAUUCGUUCACAACUAACAAAGGAUAACAAUGAAAUAUACUUAACCAAUAUGGUUUAAUUGAAAGGGAAGCUAAUCAGCUUAACUGCAUUCAUUUAUGUGUUCAUUUAUUGAAGUUAUUUGGCAUCAUUGCAAAUUGAAACAGUUGUUAUAUAAAAUACCUAAUAGGUAUGCAUCUCAUGAACUAUGUGAUUUUAAAUUAAUUCAGUUAAAGGGAAUAUUUAUAAUAAUAUCAACUUUUUUUUUUUACCAAAGAGCUUUAUUGUACAGAUAGCUUUUUGAAAUAAAUUUAUGUAAUGCAAUUUUUAUUCUAAACUUUAUUUACAAUUGAAUUUUUAGUUUUUAUCCCAUUACCUUACUUGCAUUAAUAUUGACUAAUAUCAAAGAUUCUGAUACCAUCAAGAUAGAUUUACUUGAAAAUAUCAACAGCUCUAAAGCAUCUUUGAUUACAUUUGUAACAACUUAUACAUUUAUUGUUUAGUUUUUCGCUUUGCCAACAGCCAUGAAAAAAAGUUUCGUGUUUUACAAAUUAAUUACUUAGUUUUCUUCGGAUCCUUAUCUUGUAUUUAACUGUACAAUCUUCCAAUGCUGGUUCAACUAUUACCCUCAGAAAUUCAUUUCAUGUUUUCCCACAAACUAUUUGCUCCCUUCGUUGUAAAGCAGAUGUGAAAAAAUUAUUGGCCUCCUUUUUCAUAUGGCUGUGGAGCCCUAUUUUGGAGAAACACUCCCGUCCACAUAAAUUGCAAGUCAAGUUGGCUUUUGCUUUGGUGGUAGAGGUAGAUAAAUUAACUGCACUAAUUAUCUGUUCAUCAAUUUUAAUGAGCAAGUGUGUGAUUUUAAAAUCCAGCUUUAUUAAACUUUGUUAAGAGCAGUUUUGUUCCCUAUCAAUCCUAUUAGUAAACUUCAUAUUUCUCUGUACUAUAAUUGCAUCUUAGGAGGUGCGGUGGCUGAGUGCUUGGCUUCUGAACCUGGGGUCCUGGAUUCGAAUCUCAGUGAAGAUUAGAAUUUUGAAUUUCUGGAUUAUUAGGGCGCCCCUGAGCCCACCCAACCUUUAUGGCUACUUAACUUUAGUUGGGGAACAUAAAAGUUGGUUGGUCAUUGUGCUGGCCACAUGACACCCUGCUCAUUAACCUUGGGCCUAAGAUACAGAUGACCUUCCCUAUAGAUCUCAAGGUCUGAAUGGGGAACUUUACUUUUAUAGCAUCUUCCUUUUUGCUUUUGGCUAUUAUCAAAAUGUGUCCUUUAUGCUGUUAGUAAUAACCUUUUCAUUGCAUUUUGCAUUUAAAAGAAAGUGUUGAAGAUUCAGAGAUAUCAUAUUAAAGGUUCUAGAGUAAAAAUGCCUUUAUUGAACUGGUACAUUUUUGUAAGACUCUGCAUUUAAUAACCAAUAAGUGAAUGCACAUGUCACAGGCACUUUUAUAUUCUAUAGUAUUUAUCUAUUGUCUUCCUCAUUUGCCAUAGGUAGACCACAUACUUCACUAUGUUGAAGAACAACAUUAUUACAUAUCUUUUCAUUAAGUUAUUUAUAUUAGUUUGCCUUUAUAGAUCUGUUUGGCGUCUUGUGUGUGCACCUUGAACAUCUCAAAACUGUUGAAUCAUUCUUAAGCAAAAAUUAAUUAUUUAAAUAAUCCACCCUAACCCAGUCUGAGGGGAGCACUUUAAUCUCGAAAAAAAGUAAACAUUGAUUAUUACUGGGUUAAAAAGGAAAUAAAGAUUCAGAUAACAUGGUGGUAUAUCAAUAUAAAGCUCAAUAUCAACAAUGAAAUUAAAAGUAUAACUUCUUUUAUUUACAAACUGUUUACAAGUUUAUUUAAUACUUUCAUGAUAUUACCACACACAAAAAUCCAUACAAAUUGUGCUUAUACAUGUUUACUGUUCAUCAGCAUUUCUUGUUACAUCCUAUUGCUUACAGUUAUAAAUAUAUAUAUAUAUCCUGGAUUUUUAUUAUUUGUAAAAUAAAAAUGACUGCAUUUAAGUUUAACCAUAAUAUAGCAUUCUUUUUUUUUUUACUUUGUUAAAAUAAUUUAAUAAACUGGUACUUAUAAUGAAUAGAAAUAAAUAUAAAAACUUUUUUGUUUAAACAAACUUUAUUUUUACAGUGGCUCAUUUGGUAAGCCUUAACAUAGGUGUUGAAAGUACUAUGUAUAAAAUAUAUAGAUUAAUAUGAAGUCUUGUAUAAAAAAAUUUCAAUAAUAAUUGAUACCAGUAUUUAGCAAGUUUAAUAUCAAAGUCAUCAUUUUGAAACCUGCUAUUCAUUCUUUCGCACCACAAAAUAUAACACUCUAAAACU
This is a messenger RNA of Biomphalaria glabrata, 6000 nucleotides long. RefSeq lists its product as uncharacterized. The transcript has 5 exons. The record is from RefSeq and is a predicted model, not a curated record. NCBI's taxonomy places the organism in Eukaryota, Metazoa, Mollusca, Gastropoda, Planorbidae. Bases 233 to 868 code for a protein of 211 amino acids.